GUUGUGUAUAUUUUUUUGUUCGAAAAACUUUUCGAACUUAUCUGUCACCAAAAACAUAACCUCUCGGCGGCACGGCUUCUCAACUCGACUACAAAAGUAAACGUUUUCCAUGGUAUUUUUUUGCAAAAUAAUUUUCAUUUAUUUAUUAUUGACCUCUUCAAUGUGUGUUAAAUCAAAUCAUACAAUAAAAAUGGCCAAUCAAACAAUAAUCUAAAAUCAAAUUCAUCAACUAAUCUACAACAAUUCAAUAACCACCCAAACACAGUCAAUAAAAACAAGCAUGGAGGAAAACGGAGGAGAAUCAUAUACCUUCGACUUGAAUUUAGAUUUUCUCGAUUCAACAACAACCAAUACAAAAAAUUCCAUUAUCACUCAACCAUAUCAAGUUCAGUCUCAAAUAAACUCAACAUACGAUAUAGAAUCACUUGCCAAUAGGAUUGCCACAGUCAAUGAUAUGACCAUACAAUUGAAGGCUACCAAAGAUGAGAAUUCAAGGCUACACAAGGAAAUGCAAGAUUUUAGUGAAUCUGCCAUGUCUAUAAGGAGUAUGUAUGAACAAGAAAAGACAGAUAGAUUGAAAUUCAGUCAGUUGUAUGGUGAGUUGCAAGAAAAAUACGAAAAAGUCGAAUCCCAGUUAACCAAUAAGACUCUCCACUUUGAGCAAAUACAAUCGAGGUUGGAGCUGGAGGCAAGUGAUAAGAAACCUAUUCCUUAUAAUGAUCUUGCUCUGAGAUAUCAAAGGUUGGCACUGCAACUCGAAGAGGAGAAACAGUUGCCUUCAAAGGAUAAGUUAGUCCUACAUCAAGUCAAAGACUAUCUAGAUUCCAAGAAGCUUUCUCCUCUUCCAGUGUCAAAGAAGAAAUCCCAUUCAAAGGUCAAAUCUCGUGAUUUUUCUAUUCAAUGUAGUUUGAAAGUAGAAUCCAAAACACAAGAAUCGCAAUGUUCCCUUGGCUAUUGUGAUGAGGAUCCAAAAGACACAUGUACCCAAGGAACUCAGUACACUUGGUACACCACGACCCGUGGAACCAAUACUCCAGCUUUGAGUAAUCCCAAAACAGAAUUGAGAACUCAAGGAACUCAAUAUAUAUCCUCGACUACCACACGGGGAACUAGUACAUCGACUUUUAUCAAAACUCAAAGUGUUGGAACCAACUUCCCUGAACCAGUUCCGCCAGUCUCGAUUGAGGAUAUCUUCAAAGAGAUGAUAUUUGAUGUGGCUCCAUUGAGUCCCAUGGCAGCUACUCCUCCACAAGCUGAAUUUAAAGAAGAAAAAGUCGAAAUGAAAUCAAUUGGAACAUGUACUGGUUUGAAGAAUGUCCGGAAGCCAAUUGAUUAUGUUGCUGCCAAUAUCAAACAUUCAGAUUCGAGACCACCUUCAAGAAACAACGGAUUGUAUGAUCGUGUGAAGAAUGAAAUACCUAUGAUGGGAAUGCCAACUUUAAAUCCAUUUGCUGGACUGGGAAUACCAGCUGCACCUAUGCACAAUACUGUGGCUGAAUUAUGGAAUAUGUUGGGACAUACUAUAUUUGCUUUGUUGCAACAAAAUAAUGGAGCUGCUGCAGGUCCAUUGAAUUCAAUGAAUAUGAAUGUUGUUAAUGAUCGGAUGAGGAAUCUUAGUGCAAGAAAUCGACCGCCAAGUGAGCAACAGAGGAAUUGUGAGUCGCAGACUAGUACUGAUUAUUUUGAGCAGGAUUAUUCAAGAGAAUAUUCAACUGCUACAAGAAGUGCUGCAACAAGUCCGAUUCUACCUUCAGAAUUACAAACAAAUCAACAAUCCCACUCAAGGCAAUCAUUUGUUCCCGUAACAAGAAGUCCUCAGCCACCAGCGGAGUUUCAAAAAAUUGUUUUAAAUAAGAAAUUUUCUGAACCGGUAGUUUCAAGUUCGAAAAAAUCUUCUCGAGUUGAUGAAAUUCUUCAACUCUUUCCCGAAUACUUUGAUUCAUUCAGGAAACGAAAAGAUCUAAAGAAGCUACUGAAAGAAUCCUCUAAAAAUCAGAGUCCAAAGAAGAAGAAACGAAAUUCAAUUUCCUGUUCCAGUUCAGAAUCAAUAUCAACACAAUCUACCGCAGAUUUAAAUACAAGACCAGCAAGUUCUGUAUCAGUUUCGGAUGGAGUGGAUCCUAUCAUCGAAACACCACAAAUAAAACCAGAUCUUCAAAAUACCAAUUGGAAAAAAGAAAUGUUUGGAGAUUCCGAUAGUGAUUCAAGUUUGGAUAGUACAACCUUGGAUUAUAUAACUUCUCAUACUUCUCAAGAAGAACUAAAUGAAACUAAACCAACACACGAAAACAAACCAUCACCCAAUGAGCUUAAAUUCCCUCUAAGAAAUAACACAAGUUUAGAAUUGAAACGAAGUCAAUUUAAAUCACCAAUAGAUGAAGACUUUUGUGGAUUCGAAGAAGACAUAAAUCACCCUCCGCCACCAAAUGAAGUCUUUUGCAAACCAUUUUUAAAACCAAAACUAGAAAAUCCGGUUAGAGUUUCAGGUCCCGGAAGUUCUUUCAAUACAAGAAUAGAAACAAAUGAAGAGUGUCCUCCUUCAACAAUAGAACCAACUCCAAAGAGAAAACGAAGAACCAAAAAACAACUUGCAACCCAGGCAAACAAGAUUUGUAAACUUGAUGAAACCUGCUCACUUCAAUCAGAGCCAGAAACACCUACACAAACAAAAAUAAAGAAACCCAGAAAACCGAGGGCCAAAGUUAACAACAUUCUUUCAUUGCAGCCAACAAUAACUUCUGCUCCUUGUGCUAACAAUAAACCUUUGAAAUCACUAAGUUUGAACAGACUUAAAAAUCCAAAACAACAAGAACCUAAACAUCAGCCUAUGUCAGCUCCUCAAAAUCAGCCAAUUCAAGAUACUACAAAAUCACCUCCUACUUUUAUUAAACCCAAUUGGAUGAAUAGAACUCAAAAUCCAGAUGAAGAAGGAGAAGAUCUAUCAAUACAAGUUGUGUCACAAAAUCAAAAUGGUCCCAUGGUUAUGAAAGUCGAAAACCCGCCAGAUUCAGUUUUUCAAGACAUCAAGACUUGUUUCUCUAAUCAAAGAGCCGAUUCAGUUUUUCAAGAUAUCAAAACUUGUUACACUACUGCAACUGCUGCUCCAAAACGUGAACCAGAUGUAAAACCUUUUAUAGGUCCAAUAAUGCCAGUUAAUCAAGCUCAAGUUCUUCAUCCAGAACAAUCAUCGAUACCAUCGGUUGCUCCAAAAGAGGAUGGAAUUUAUAGAUUUCUUCUCCAAAAUCAACAAAACACAGUCAAUAUGUCUCCAUCGAUAGAUUCUAUAACAAAUCCUGGGAGCUCUUUAAAUAUUAUCAAUUAUUAUGAGCCUAGAUCUCCCGAAGAAGAGGAUGAUCCCCCAGAAAACAACUGUAAAUCCUCAGUAACUAUCUUAAAUGAGCAAUGGAUUUCAGAAUCGAAUGAAAUGAAAGUUACCAAACAAGAGAGUCAACCUUUGGGUGUUGUUAGUCCAUUGGAACAGGGCACUUUUGACUUGGAGAAUAUGCCCAUCUGUUUUAUAGAUGAUCAGAAUAAUAUUUUGCCAAAUCUAGAGCAGCCGAGUGAAGAGAAAAAGAUUUUCGGAACAAAUCAAGGAAUUUUGUAUAAGCCUUCGGAUGUAACCAUAUUGCCAGGAUUUCAGGAAAUUAAACAAGGUAUCAAGAAUGCAUCGUCUGUCCAAUUUAUAACACCAUCAAAUAGUAAUUUCCAAAACAAUGAACUCCAAGUUUCAAAGCCAGAUGUGGGGCUACAAUUAAAUAGGCUACCUGUGAUCAUUCAAGAUAAACCCAGUUUUUUACAGAAUCACAUCCAAACGACGAAAACAAUUGAUUCCCCUGCAACAGCUAGAGAUGUCAAGCCUUUGAUCACAACACAAAGUUCAUAUCUUGUACUCAGUCAUCAAAAACAAUUAAAUUCUGGCAAAGAAUAUUCACCCACCUGCACUAGAAUGGCAGAUCUGCAAGAAAAUGUAAAUACAAGUAGGGCCAACGAUUUGGCGACGACCUCCAAUCUCCAGAGUGUACAAUUCCUAGGUCUAUCUAGAUCAAUGUCGAUGCCAAAUCAAGGAAUAGAGCUUAAGACUCAAGAAAUAGGAGCAAAGACUUCGAUGUUCACUCCUCGGAGUCAAAGCUUAUUUGACUCUAGAUCAAUGUCUUUGUUUGACCAAGAAACAGAGCCUGAGACUGAAGAAAAGGGAACAAAGACUUCGCUAUUCACACUUCGUAGCCAAAGCUUAUUUGGUUCAAAUAUUAAUUGUGGUGCAAAAUCUAAUGAAGAUCUAUCUAGGUGUGACAAGGGAAAAGAGUCACCAGUCAAAGACUCCCAUAUGAAAAAUGCAUUUAAAGUCUCACAACUCGAAGCGGUUCCCAUUAAUUCCAAAUACCAAUUGAAAGAGAAAACUCCUCCAAAAUCACCCAUUCCAUCCACAUCAGUGAAAAAAGAUUUUAUAUCUUCACCAAAUAGUUCUGAUAGUGAAUGUGAUUUGUCAAUUGAUUUUCCACCAUCACCACCACCACAGCCCGUCAACAGUUCAGCAUUGGAUUUGUCUACAAUUCUAAAAACUCCCGAAGAAGUCAAAAGUCCCGAAAAUGAUGAAGUACAUUUCAAAACACCAGAAAGCUAUCCUACGAAUAAUUCUCUGCUUACCAAAGUUAUCACAAAUUCCACCGAAAAAUUAGUCGAAGAUUAUAUUUUCAAUGAAAAUCCUGGUGCUAAAUUUCAAGUAUUCCUAGACAAAAUAUUAGAUGAUGUUGCACCACCAUUAAGUCCAGUCUCGGCCAUGGCACCAUCGGAAAAAGCAAAUCAUAGUGAAAUUGAUAGUUCAGGUGAUGAAUUCUCCACACAAAAAACAACAACUCCAAGAAAAUAUAAAAGAAAAGUAGCACCAACUGCUGCAUUAGCUGUUAAACGAUCUGCAAGAAUUAAAGCUAAAAAUAAUGAAACAAAAACUAUGGUGAAUAGUCUAAGUGCUAUGACUAUCCCAAAUAUAGAAUUAGGAAAGUAUACUAAGAAAAAGACUGAACAAAGCGAAAUAGUGAUCCAACAGAAGCAAAUUGUUAAAGAAGAGAAAAUUAAUAUUCAAGUAGGAUUCUUUAAGGAAGCAAUGGAUGAAGACCAAGAUGAUGAUUUUGAUAAUGAAGGACCAAGUUGUGAACCAAUUCGACGGCAUUCCGAAGAAGAGAUAAAGACUGCAAAUAUUCCCAUACCAAAAAGGAAACAACCUCAAUGUAGAAUAAACUCAAUCACAGAAGAAAAUCAUGAACCAUCAGGUUACUCUCCUCUGGAAACUGAUUCAUAUCUAAGUUUAUGUAAAAAAGCUAAAGAAUCAAUAUCGUUGUACCUUAAAUCAGAAGAAGAGUCACCUAGGUCACCGCAGUCUCCUCCUUUUCCACCCGCCAUUGAAUUAUUAUCUACACAAAAAAGCUUAGAAGAAUCUUCAUCAUUGUACGAUGAAUCUCCAGCUUCACCUCCACCAUCAGAUCGAACACCCAUUAAACCUUAUACAAUUCGUGAAUCCUUUGAAACUUCACCCUUAACCGAGAUGGAAAACGAUUCAGCCAACAAAACAAUUAUAUCUCAUUUAAUCACCAACUAUAGUCGACGUCACUUCAAAAUGUUAACUACAACUCAACAAUUCAACCCAAAGCUCCUAGACCAACUUGAAAGUGCUAUUAAUGAAUUUUUAAAUAGCCUUUGUCUUAUGAUGGAUACAGUACGUUUUGUUGAUUCUGUUUUGAAUCUUACCACCGAUGAUAAAAUUAUCUCAAAAGCUAUAGUGAAUGCUGUGAAAGAAGCACCACGUCCAGAAACCGAAAUUAAUAGCAAAAUUCCCGAUACAUUUCUUAGUCCAACUCAUCGAAAACUCUUCGCUGUUGUGGAAACACUUUGUGAACAAUUCCCAAAUUUGAAUCGCAACCUUCAAUCAUCAAUUGAGCAUUCAAUGUUUACAUUAGUUAAGGAAGUUAUUUCCAUAGACGUUCUAAUGAAUCUAACACAAUUCUAUUUGGCCAUUAUUGGUAGUAGUAGUUGUGCUGGAACAACAAAUCCAGCAAGACUAUUUAUAUGCAAAUGUUUAUACUUCUACAAUCAAAAAGCCAUACCGAUGAUCUAUCAUACGCUGUGCGUCUAUCCAACUGUCUUGCCACAAAGAAUCGAUACAACAUAUGAUCGAUCUGAUAUUUUAAUUAGUACAAUCCAGAGUAUUUUAAUGAGUACGUACUAUGAUCCGGAGAAAUGUGAUUUUAUGACUAGACAAAUAUUGGCCAAGUUACGUAUGUUCUAUAACUAUGAGAGUUUUAAGCCACCUCGUGAUGAGGUGAUUGAAAAUAUGAUGGCAAAAAUUCGAGCUGGUCGUUUUAAGAAUGUUUCGUAUGCUCUUUCGUUGAUAUGCAAACGAAUGGAACAGAAUCAAACAGAGAAAUUUAUACUGAAUCAGAAAUUAUUACCAUUGGCCAAUGAGUUCUAUAACACUUUAAACCAAGGAAGUGAGAAUGAUGAAAAAAUUGCAUGCGUUUUAGAAUGCAUUUCCUUCGUUAUACGACCUUUUAGUUUUGAUACAGAUAUAUCACAGUAUGUAAAUUUGUUUGGACGGUUUUUGAAUGCGGCUUCGGAGAGAAAAGUUAUACAAGAGGCUGCUGUAGCAGCAAUUCUACGUACUGCUAGAUUUGGAUUUGUGCAGUGUUUUAAUGCAAUUUAUAAUUUUAAACCAACCUAUGAAUUGUCGGAGAACCUAAAGUUAAUGUUGCGAUCGUUUAUUUAUAAAAAGGGAAAAUUGUUCCUUCAGGCUUUGGAGAAACAGGCACAAGAAUUGGUGGCUACAUAAAUUGGUGUUAUUCUAAUUAUAAUAAUUAUUUUUUAAUUUUUUUUAAUAUUCUUAAUUUAUUUCCCAGUUGUGUACUAUGGAUUCUUGUAAAUAAGAUUUUUUUUUCUUUUUUAAGUUUUAGUAAUUAAUUUUUCCAUCUCUAUUUAUAAGAUAGUUGUUAUAUAAAAA
This is a messenger RNA of Episyrphus balteatus (marmalade hoverfly), 6988 nucleotides long. RefSeq lists its product as uncharacterized. The record is from RefSeq and is a predicted model, not a curated record. Bases 281 to 6820 code for a protein of 2179 amino acids. The transcript has 2 exons. NCBI's taxonomy places the organism in Eukaryota, Metazoa, Arthropoda, Insecta, Diptera, Syrphidae.